AUGGCUGUCGCACGCACGACGCGCUCCUCCGACUCGGACUCGGACGUCGACGACGCCGACGGUGCAGAAGGGGACAGGCCUGCUGCGAGCGGCGUGCAGCUCGUGCGACAGCGUUUGCGCAAGUUCUUGAGUGCGCCGAGGACCGAGGCCUCGAUCAUCGGCCUGUCCAUGGUCGACUUUGCGCUGUGCUUCACGCAGGUGGCGUGGCUCAUCCUGCGGGACCAGAUGUGCGAGUGUCGAGGAUCGUGCGAGGAGGAGGAGCCGCGGUUCCUCGCCGUUGUGAACGUCGUCAGCCUCUGCAUCACCGGCGCCUUCGUCCUCGAGAUUCCCCUGGACGCCGCCGCAUUCGGCCACACGUACUACACGAGCGCGCGGUACCAUUGGCUGCACGUCAUCGACUCGCUCAUCAUCCUCACGGCCUUCAUCCUCGAGGUCGUCCUCCAGAGCAUCGCCGGCCAGCUCGCGUCGCUCAUGACGGUCCUGCGACUGUGGCGCGUCGUCAAGCUCGUAUCGACGGCCGAAAUCGGCCUCGUCGACUACAACGAGCUCACGAUGCACGAGGAGGAGCGUAGGCUGUGGCGCCGCGAGCAGGAGCGCACGCGCGGCGUCGUCGACGGGCUCAGGCACAGGUUGAGCAGGAGCGAGACGCACUAG
This is a messenger RNA of Rhodotorula graminis WP1, 654 nucleotides long. RefSeq lists its product as uncharacterized. Lineage: Eukaryota; Fungi; Basidiomycota; Microbotryomycetes; Sporidiobolales; Sporidiobolaceae. The transcript has 6 exons. The coding region runs from base 1 to 654 and encodes 217 amino acids. Gene Ontology annotation, cellular component: plasma membrane. Gene Ontology annotation, biological process: proton transmembrane transport. The record is from RefSeq and is a predicted model, not a curated record. Gene Ontology annotation, molecular function: voltage-gated proton channel activity.